UCGUGGGUGGCACGUGAUAGCACUUCCCUCUGUCGCGAUGACCACGUGAUAAAUUAUAACCAAUCGGAGCGCUUGUUUGCCUCCGCAAACGGAACGUGUAACACAAACCUCCAGCUGUGUUUUAUGUUGAAGGAAGGCGAGCGUCAUAGUGGAAUAAUCAAAGAGAAACACUUAAAAUAUUGAAAAAAACAGGAUCGAACAUCUCUAGAUGUUAAUCGAUAUCGUGCGAACCGAACGUCGUGGAGAGCAGGUUACUUCGUGUAAGUCGGUGUUGUUGGUCUGGCGGAAUGCGCUGAGCAGAGAGGCGUAACUACAUAAUUUUUUUCCCGUCAGUUACAUCAUCAUCUGCAUAUGAAUAGGAGAUUCUAUGGAUGUGAGAUUACUGGGCUGAGGAUGCUAGGAUGUUCAAAAAUGUGUUCGGCUCUGGAUUCCUCGUGAGGACGGCGCACGUGAUCCUGACAUGGGUCAUCACGCUUGUGCUCUUCCUCUACGACACAGACUUGCGCAGACACGAGGAAAGUGGUCAGCUCGCGCAGCCUGUACUCUUCGUGUUGCUUGUGCUCGUGUCCGUGCUGCUCUACUUCGCCGUGUCACUGAUGGACCCUGGCUUUGUCAUGUCUGAAGAGGGUGAGGGCAAGUUUGGUCUGGGGAUCACUGAGGAGACCCAGGAUAUGAUCCCUCACACAUCCAAGACUUUUCGACAGCGUCGCUGUGGUCACUGCCUUGUCCAGCAGCCAAUGAGAGCCAAACACUGCCAGGCCUGCCAGCACUGCGUGCGACGCUAUGACCACCACUGCCCCUGGAUUGAAAACUGCGUGGGUGAGAGGAACCACCGCUGGUUUGUGCUCUACCUGGCUGUGCAGCUGGUGGUGCUGCUCUGGGGCCUGCAGGUGGCCUGGUCGGGAUUUACCCCUGCCCCUGGCUGGCAGCAGUGGCUGAGUAGGAAUGGUGUCCUGCUGGCUGCUUCUUCACUGCUCGCCUUGUUCUCCAUGGUGGUGUUGCUGCUGCUGGGCUCGCACCUCUACUUGAUCUCCCUCAACACCACCACCUGGGAGUUCAUGUCACGUCAUCGAAUCUCCUACCUCAAGCACUGUGGUGCUGAUGAGAACCCCUUUGACCGCGGGACACUUCGGAACCUGUGGGCCUUCUUUUGUGUGUGGGGCUCUGUUGUCUGGGAGCAGAUGUACUUUACAGAGGGCAGUGAUUCUGUGUAACCCUGUACCUCUUUAAACCAUACCCCUUCACCUUGGCUGGUUCCAGGCUGUGCCCUGAGUGGGCCACAAGACACUGCAGCUCAAGUUCAGGAGCUGAGUAAGAUAGAAGUUUUCUACAUCUUAUGACAAAAGCUAUUGAUGUGACUCUUGUCCAGAAUUUAUUUUCCCCGCACAGCUCCUGGUUUUUCAGUAGAUUUUUGUAAGGGACACUUUCAGUGGUAUCAUAACAUACUACACUCCUUGUUUUUUUCCUCAUCUCCGUGCACCCCGGGCUCUAAUCCUUUCAGGAAACCGAAAUCAAAGUCUCAAGGUUGGGGGUGAUACAACCUCAGGACUUCAGCAUUGUACUGAGUGUACAGGCAGUGCUCUGGGUUCAUUGUUCUACGGUUUUAUUUGUUCCUGAAGCACAGCACUUCUUUGCACAGCUCGUUUUACAAAUGGAUGGAAGACGUUCAUUUACAUUUUAGCACACGGUUGGAUGUCAGUUUGCAGGGAGGAGCUGUUCGUCCGCCAAAAGGGACUGUGAAAUGCUGACUGAUUCUGGGGCUGCAUGCUGCCAGCUGCCUGACAAAGGAGGUGUCUGAAUGAUCGAAUGUCUUAAUAGCUGCUUUUUUUAGGGACCGAAGGAGCUCGUUACUCUUGUUUCAAAGGGGUUGGACUUGUAACCGAUUUCCAUCCAAGAACUUGGUGCAGUGACCUGCAGUUGACCUACCUGGCCUUGUCAGAUGUAACACUGCAAAGGGAGAGCGUUUUCCAGCCUGACCAUCAGAGAUUCUGCACGUGAACAUUUUCUGUCCUUUUAAAGUAACCAUACCUGUCUUUCAUCCCACAUGGGAUAAGGCUGUAUCAAAGUUAUAGGUAAUAAGGUGCACAUUUGAUAACAGCUUUAUUAUUUGAGGGUGCUUCAUAUGCAGCUGAUGGGACCAGUUGACAAGUUGGUGUGGUGUCAUGGUUGUACAUUUCCUGGCAGUUGAGAACAAAGCUUAUAAAUACAGGGUAAUUUCUAUGGCAUCUCUUUUGUAAAUGUUAAUAUUUAUAAACGCAAGCCAUUUUUUCCCCCUUGUGUACUAGAAGUGCUUCCAUUUCAGCAGAAGUCAUUUUCAUGUCAGCAUGAGACUUUUCCAUUGUUAGCUUCCUGUAUACUACAGAUUGACAACAGGUGCAAUGCAUUAACCCCCCCAUAGCUAUGGGUGUAAACUGUUUAAUGUAGAAAAUUAUGUAUGAAUGAACUUAGGCAAUAACUUUUUUAAUCACUUUUCUGUACUGCAGUUUAAAUUGUGACUCUUACCAGCCAGUUUCCUACAUCUCUUAGAAAUUCUAAGGUUUACUGCAGUUUAGAUUAUACAGUUAUAGAAGUUUAUGCAAUAUUUUCAUGUUAACAGUAUUUA
Molecule: messenger RNA, 2602 nt
Organism: Scleropages formosus (Asian bonytongue)
Lineage: Eukaryota; Metazoa; Chordata; Actinopteri; Osteoglossiformes; Osteoglossidae
Gene: zdhhc12b
Product: zDHHC palmitoyltransferase 12b
Exons: 5
Coding region: 402-1214 (270 amino acids)
Biological process (GO): peptidyl-L-cysteine S-palmitoylation; protein targeting to membrane
Cellular component (GO): endoplasmic reticulum; Golgi apparatus
Molecular function (GO): protein-cysteine S-palmitoyltransferase activity
Source: RefSeq, a predicted model, not a curated record